CUUCUAGCAUUCAGGUAACACUUGGCGAGGUGUGUAAAAGCACGUCCGACGACACGAAAAUGGUACGAUCCGAGAGCGCUGAUGAAGAAAUGGCCGUCUCGGACAAGUUCGACGCCACUGCCAAUGAGGAUGAUGAAGAUUUCUCUCCUCAACCAAUUUGGGCUUCCCAUGGCACGCAUAGUGAUGCGGGCAAAGGGAAUGGAAUAGGAUCGAAUAGGCCUGUGUCACGUUCCGCAUCAUCUCUAUCACCGAAUUCAAGUGAUCCAGAUCGACGAUUGCGAAGGCAGAUUGCCAACUGCAAUGAACGCCGCCGCAUGCAGUCCAUCAACGCCGGUUUCCAAUCGCUGCGUGCUUUAUUGCCUCGAAAAGAAGGUGAAAAGUUGUCGAAAGCUGCGAUACUCCAACAUACCGCAGACCUUAUACAACAGUUGCAAAGCGAACGCUCACGUUAUCUUGAUAACGAUGAGGCUGGAGGCAAGAAGCCCAAAAUUGAGAUCGAAGAUUGUGCCGAGUUCGAUCAACAACGCUCGAUGAUAGACAGCCUUCAAAUGGCAUUGGAACGCGAGCGUACAGCUCGUAUGUUCCUCGAGCAACAGCUGAAUCAGAUGCGAGAGAUGUAUCAAAAUGGCUUGAGCACGGCGGUCACUCCAGCUUCCAGUAGCCCAUCACAGCAACGUCAACAGCAGCUACCACAACAGCCGCAGCCGACGCCAAUAGUGAAUUCUGCGCCGAAACUGACACCAACAACAAUCACUGUGCAUGAUUCAGUGAUAAGGCCUACUCCAUUGAUAGCGCCAAUCUCAGUCGAUGUGUCGCCGCGCAUGUCAGUUCCGAUGCCACCAACACCAUCGCCGAUGUUACCACCAUCGAUGCCGCCAAAUUCUGCCACUGGACCACUGUCGGCACCGUCCGCCUUCAGCUCAUCGUCCAUCACCGCUCAUCGCUCGCUGCAGACGAUACUGGACGCAAUAAGACACUUAGAAGGCGGCGCACUUGUGCCACCAACUCCAUCUUCGCCACCGCCGAGUUCUCAAGCGCCUUUAGUACGGUAACUCGCUCUCGUUUCCCUUUCACGGCCAAUCAUAGUCAGUGUUGUCGUGUUUGCGAUUGCAAUUUCAACAAUUAGUCUUGUUUUGUAGAAGAUAGGUGCUAGAGAACACUGCGUCCCAGGCAAAAAUCGUAAGCUUAACCGCUGGUCGCAAAUCCCACUAGGGGAGGGACCUCGUACAAUUCAUUACAUAUUCUUGUAUGGGCUUGCGUAAGCUAUAUCUCCUCCUUUCUCUCUCCUUUUUCAAUAUAUUUUGCUUAUUUAUCUUGGCAGUAUCGUUUAGUAAUCCUACAAAUUCUUAUGGCACCGGUUCUCGUCACAUGUCAUACUCGGUAGCUAUCCGGUAUUGUCUUUUUGACGUUUUUUUUUGUCUUUUUGAUUGUUAGGAAGUGUCAAAUAGUUUCUUGCUACAAAAAAUCAGAUUGUAAUAGGAGCUUUCUUUUGAAAGGAAACGCUAUGCAUCGCUUUUGAACGCCUGGGAUCAGUUUGUGCUUGUUUAACUUCUUCCAUAUGUUUCAUCAAAUCCUUUUUACGUAGUAGACUGAUUGCAUCAUGGUGAGAGCAACAUUGUGAUGAGCUCAAUCAGGUUUCUUGAAAAUCGUUAUACGUGAGUCUGUAUGGUCGUCACUCUGAGCGUCAUUGUUGCUGUCGCCAAUCGUGCACACUUUUCUUAGCGGUAAUAGUCCCAGGUCGCUGGAAAUGUUUUCCAACAAGCCACUUGAAAUUCUUCAGAAAUCUAGCAGCACUUUGAGCUGGUCCCUUUGUAUGCCUGCGCAAGAUAUCGGUAAAGAGGUAAAAAAAGAAAGUCCUUUCCCCCAUCCAUCUAGAAGAGAGUCAUUGCUCCCAGCGGCCUAGAACGUCGUUGAUUUCCUCGUAGUAAAUCAUUGUUAUACUCGUCGUCAAUAUCGGCUUUGUUUCUCGUACAUGACGACCCUUUUUUAAUGUAAUUGUUGAGUUUCAGUGUCUUUGGUGCGGUUGGGCGUGACGUGAGCUAGAUAACACAUAAGUCAAGACCAAUCGCACUGAAGGCAGUAUUUUUUUAUUGUUUUGUUUUCUCUUAUCUCUCAACUUUCUCAUUUUUCUCUUUAUUGUCUUUCGGAUCGUGCGAUGGCAUCUGGCCGGGAGUAAUAAUUCCUCUAUACACUGCCCAUCUCCAAAAACGUCUCCACAAAGUGUUUCCCCCACCGUUUCCUUCGUUCAUCACAUUCUUCCUCAAACUUCCUUUCUAUUUUUUAUGAUCUGAGUUUAAUUUGUCGCUUUUUAAUCAUCUCACCAUCACAUCCUUUCUGCGUGUCCAUGCUCCGCUUGCGGUUGUGCAGCAACAGGCAGGCGCCGUAUUAUUUCCUUCAAUCGGUUCACCCGUUUUACCCGUUUGCUAUUGGUCAAUUCAGUAUUUUGACCAAUGGCAAAGGGGUGAACUGGACGACCGGCUGAACCGGAUAAGUAUGGUGCCUGCCAUAGGUCCCAAAUCGGCAACUCUGCAACAUCAGGGCCGCAGUUUUCGGUGGGCUCCACCGCGCCUCAUCGCCGCUUGAUUUUUUUUGUACUCCUACUUUUUGGAAGAAAAUAAUCCAUAUUUUACGGUAGCAAUUUCUGAACGAGAAAAUUUAUACGGCUAAGAGAUAUGAGUUUACGAGAUACUGUUUUAAUAGUACCAUUUUUUAUAGUGUUCAUUUACGCUUCCAUGAUUAUUAUAUUGUUCAUCCUGUUGUUAUGAUGCUGUUCUGGUAAUGCUGAGCUAUGCGUCCCUAUUUGGUAGUGUUUCGUUAUGCGAUGUUGAGGCUGCUGGCGUGUUGCUUCCAUCCAUUUAUCGCUCGUUUUAGUUGAACCCAGUGUUUAGAGAGAAGUAUCGUUAAAGUAAUUUUCAAAUGUUUAAUUAUUGUUUCGGCAGUACAUUGUAGUAUCGGAAUGAAUUGUUUGUUAAAA
Messenger RNA from Cylicocyclus nassatus, 2974 nucleotides. The record is from the annotation of a GenBank genome assembly. Lineage: Eukaryota; Metazoa; Nematoda; Chromadorea; Rhabditida; Strongylidae.